This is a messenger RNA of Periophthalmus magnuspinnatus, 2993 nucleotides long. Its product is annotated as oocyte zinc finger protein XlCOF22-like. Bases 59 to 1855 code for a protein of 598 amino acids. NCBI's taxonomy places the organism in Eukaryota, Metazoa, Chordata, Actinopteri, Gobiiformes, Gobiidae. Gene Ontology annotation, cellular component: nucleus. The record is from RefSeq and is a predicted model, not a curated record. The transcript has 3 exons.
GCAGACAGAGCCCCGUGUGCGGUUAGCUCGGAGCUAAAGCUAAAAACACUUUGUUAAAAUGUCCAAAGGCCAAACGCUGAGAGCUUUGGUGAAUGAGCGGCUGACUGCGGCUGCUGAAGAGAUCUUUGCGCUGUUUGAAAGAACGAUAGCGGAGUAUGAGGAGGAACUGUGUCGCUCCAAAGAGGAGAACCAGAGGAACCAGGACACUCCACAGACUCCACGGAUUAAAGAGGAGCCAGAGGAGCAGAGCGUCAAACAGGAGGAAGACACGCUCCCAGCACAGCUCCCAGUGGGCGUCCAAGAGUCCAAUGCUGUCUGUGUGAAGACAGAAGAGUCCUCACUGCUUCAACAUAGACAAACUGAGCACAGAGAGGAAACACAGGGAGAGGACAUCAGCACAGAGCCACAUUUACACUCAGAGACUGAGGGACACAUGGAGCACUCCUCUGACACUGACAAUGAUGAAAACUGGAGAGCUCCAUUCAGCUGUUCAGCUGCACAGAUGGAGACAGAGGCUGAUGGAGACCACUGCAACCAAGUCCAGAAAGGCCAAACGCUGAGAGCUUUGGUGAAUGAGCGGCUGACUGCGGCUGCUGAAGAGAUCUUUUCGCUGUUUGAAAGAACGAUAGCAGAGUAUGAGGAGGAACUGUGUCGCUCCAAAGAGGAGAACCAGAGGAACCAGGACACUCAGACUCCACGGAUUAAAGAGGAGCCAGAGGAGCUCAGCGUCAAACAGGAGGAAGACACGCUCCCAGCACAGCUCUCAGUGGGUGUCCCAGAGUCCAGUGCUGUCUGUGUGAAGACAGAAGAGUCCUCAAUGCUUCAUCAUAGACAAACUGAGCACAGAGAGGAAACACAGGGAGAGGACAUCAGCAUAGAGCCACAUUUACACUCAGAGACUGAGGGACACACGGAGCACUCCUCUGACACUGACAAUGAUGAAGACUGGAGAGCUCCAAUCAGCUGUUCACCUGCACAGAUGGUUUCAGCUCAAGGAGCUGAUAAGAAGAAACACCAGUGCCCUGUGUGUAAGAAGAGGUUUGGGACUAAGCAGAUUUUACAAAGACACAUAAGAAUUCACACAGGAGAGAGACCAUUCAGCUGUUCAAUUUGUAAGAAAUCAUUUACUCUAAAGUGCAAUCGAGAUAAACAUGUAAAGACACAUGCCACUGAACGACCUUACAGCUGUCCAACAUGUGAGAAAACAUUUGCCCUAAAACAUAGUCUAGAUUCACAUUUAAGAAUACACACAGGAGAUAAACCAUUUAGCUGCUCAACAUGUAAGAAGACAUUUACCAUAAAAGGUAAUCUAGAUAAACAUGUGAGAACACAUGCUGGAGAGAAACCAUUCAGCUGUUUAACUUGUGAGAAGACAUUUUCUCAAAAGGCCCAUCUACAUGAACAUGUAAAGACACACACCGGUGAACGACCUUACAGCUGUUCUACAUGUGAGAAGACAUUUGUCACAAAGUCUCAUCUACAUAAACAUGAGAGAACGCACACUGGUGAACGACCUUACAGCUGCUCAACAUGUGAGAAGACAUUUAUCACAAAGUCUCAUCUAUGUAAGCACGAGAGAACGCACACUGGUGAACGACCUUACAGCUGCUCAACAUGUGAAAAAAUGUUUGCCCUAAAGUGUAAUCUAGAUGCACAUAUGAGAUUACACACAGGAGAGAGACCAUUCAGCUGCUCAGCAUGUGAGAAAACAUUUACCAUAAAGUGUAAUCUAGAUGCACAUAUGAGAUUACACACAGGAGAGAGACCAUUCAGCUGUUCAACAUGUGAGAAGACAUUUGUCACAAAGUAUAGUCUAUGCAAACAUGAGAGAACGCACACUGGUGAGAGGCCUUAGAGUUGUUCCAUUUAUGAUUAAUGGUUUUCUCAAAGCUCGACUUUGAGAACACACAUAAGAACUCACAGAACAGAAAGUGACUGAAGACUAAUUGGUUGUGUUCAUGAGAUGUUAUAAAGAGCCUAGAAUUCUGUGUUGGAGUCUGCUGCUUCAUUAGGGCCCAAGCACGAAUGUGUGAGGACAGCGAGUCUGUGACUCAUCCACCGCACACUCACAGGUCUCCAGUAUCUCCUGGUGCACAGAGAAAUUAUGUUUAAAUGAGGCUAAAACAAUAGCUGCCAAAGUUUGGCAAAUCCAGGGCUGAAAUUAUUCAAAUGAUUCUAGUGAAGUUUAAAACACAGUAGAGCACUUCCUGUAUUAUACAGGGAUUAUACAAGGUGGAACAGAGUGUUUUCUGUUUGAGAGAAGAACCCAGGCCAAAUGUAAAUGUCAUUGAAAUGUUUUAUGCAUAAAACGGAUCCAUUCUGAUUUAGAAGAGGAAGAUAUUUUUUAUUAAGUUAUUGUUGUCCAUUUGGGUAAAACAUGUCUUUAUUUUGCAAUAAGAAGUUGUAUUACACAGUUGUAUAGAUAUUGUUUCUUUUGGUUUGGUGCCACUGAGAGCUUUCGGCAGCUAACGCCAGCUAGCUAACCAGCUGCACGAGGUAUCUUGAUCAUAUAUGUGUAAUUACUGUUACUAAAUUCAUGUUCUAAUAUUGCUGUAUGAUGUGCGCAGACAGAAAUACACAAAUAGACUCAUUUAAAGACCUCCAAAGUGAGAUCAUUUUACUUUCCAGUUCUGUGUGAGCAAAGCCACGAUGGAGUGUGGAGUUAUACUGUUUUAUUUGUCUUGUAGUUUUCAGUGUUUCAUGGCAUUUUGUUAAGGCCAGUACUCGAGAACCAUGUGCAGUGUGGUCCUGGAGGAGCUGCAGUGAAAAUAAAAAUAAAGCUGUGAUUAGGAGAUAAGAGUGGUUUAAGACAAGUUAAACUUCACUAAAGUUAUUUUACAACACAUUUAAUGAAAGGGUUUUCUUCUGCACUUCAUGGUUAUAUUUCUGUUCUAGAUAUGGAAGUUUAAUUUUUAACUUCAAACAAAAUGCACAAAGUUCAUUCAAGUUAUACAAGUUAAAAUAGUUUUUGCAUAAAUAAAUUCAUUGCAAUC